Messenger RNA from Drosophila obscura, 1276 nucleotides. RefSeq lists its product as uncharacterized. The record is from RefSeq and is a predicted model, not a curated record. Lineage: Eukaryota; Metazoa; Arthropoda; Insecta; Diptera; Drosophilidae. The transcript is spliced from 2 exons. The coding region runs from base 25 to 1200 and encodes 391 amino acids.
GAGACUGAGACGACUGAGCAGGAAAUGCGUCCCAUUUGGGAGUCGGCCAGCAGGCCGCUGUUUGUGCGCUCCGUGUGGCAGGAGGCGAUAGGCAGGCGCCACUUCAUUCUCGACUACGAGCCACGCCAGAGGCAGCGCUGGAAGCGCCAGAAGACGCGACCCAAAGGGAACUAUCAGCAGACCCAGUCCUGCGAGGAGUACGAGCAGUCGGCGGAGGAAAGUAUCGAUCUUCUGGACGAGUAUCUGCUGCUGGAUGCCACCAAGCUGACCCUGCAGCAGCAGCAACAGUCCUUCCCUACUUUGGGCGGAAGAAUGAGUGCCACUUCAGGCUCGGCCACGGCGCUGGGCAGCAGGGAACAAAGGCAGAACAGUCGUCAGGCCAAGAGGCGUGCCUGGCUGCUGAGCAGGGGCAAAACCUACAACUUGGACCACCAUCUGGCGGAGCAUCAGUCGCGACGCAGCUCACUGCAGGAUCCCAGCACAGCCCCCAUGACGGCGAACAAUCCCGAGGAGCGGCUGGCCGAGCGAGUGCUCCACUGGCUGGACCUGGCUGGGAGGAAGGACAUCGUGAAAGAGGCUGCCAUCCAGCCAGUGACCAGCAGCGCACAGGUGGCCAGGGCCAACCAGAGGAGUCAGCGCAUCCACCACCGUGCAGUGAGCCUCAAACGAAUGGUGACGGCGGCCGGGUGCGCGAGCCAACAGCGCUCGAUGGUUAGAAAGUCCAGCACCAAACCGCAGCAGACCUCCAACCACACAGUGGUCAGCUGCUCCUCCGCUUCCGCUUCCGCCUCAGCCAAUGCCAAUGCCAAUGCUAAGCCCAUUACUAUCAUCUUCAACAAGGAGGGCAUCCCCGUUCGUCUCAAUCGACCGGCACGCAACAUUGAUCUCUGUGCGUUGAGCAGCAGUGCCAGUGCCACGAGACGUCUGGCCGGACAGUUGGCAUCUGCCCGACUGUACAGUGGAGCAGCCGCCUCUCCCCCACACUCCGAGGAGACGCGCACCCCGCCGCACAGCAGUCGGUCGGGACUGGCCGCCACCGGUUUGGGUUCCUCUGUCAGCCUGGACAGCCGGAAGCAGCUGCACAUCUUCAUGCCCAGCCUGCCCAAGAAGGGGCUGCUGGCCACGCCUGCUGCAGGGGCAGCUGCUGGCUCUGGCGAGGAUGCACUGAGCGUCAGUUUUAGUGAGUUGUGCCAGCUUUAGCUUUAGCUGGGAAAUCGUAACCCAUUAAAUCAGUUCAGCGUUGUAAUUAAUAAAGUCACACACCAUUACCAUAUUC